AUGCAAUUAGGUAGAGGUAAAUCUGAAUUAUUGAAACGAGCUGCCAUAUUUGCGGGUAUUACAAUGACGACAACUCCAUUAGCAGCUGGUGAGCUUAAUCGACCGUAUGUAGGCGAAACAGAAAGGUUACUUGUUGACAUCAUGUAUCAUGCAAAUACGAUACCUUAUCUAAUAUGUGCUGUGGCAAUAGAUGAAAUAGAUGGGCUUGUUCCUAAACGUGAUAAUAAUGCUCAACAAUCGAAAGUCAAUGGAAUAAGUGUACUUCUUUCACAUAUUGAAGGUGUUAAAAAUAUACCGAAUUUGAUUGUAUUCGGUGCAGCAAAUCGAUGUAAUGUGAUGGGUGAAGCUUUUCUACGUCGAAUGCAAGUAAAAUGUUUUGUCAGUCAGCCAUUACCUCAAAUUUGA
This is a messenger RNA of Rotaria sordida, 405 nucleotides long. The record is from the annotation of a GenBank genome assembly. Lineage: Eukaryota; Metazoa; Rotifera; Eurotatoria; Philodinida; Philodinidae.